Tremella mesenterica DSM 1558 is the source of this 627-nucleotide messenger RNA. RefSeq lists its product as uncharacterized. The record is from RefSeq and is a predicted model, not a curated record. The coding region runs from base 1 to 627 and encodes 208 amino acids. Lineage: Eukaryota; Fungi; Basidiomycota; Tremellomycetes; Tremellales; Tremellaceae. The transcript has 7 exons.
AUGUUCCAGGGUGACAAUGAUAUGAUAGCGAUUGCGUGUACGAUCAAGCGAUUGCGUGUACGAUCAAGCGGUUGCGUGUACGAUCAAGCGAUUCGGUUGCGUGUGCGAUCACGAUACGACAGGCCACGGUUCCGUGCACGAUGUACGUUCCAGGAUGGCAAUGAUAUGAUAGCGGUUGCCGGUUGCGUGUACGAUCACGAUACGACAGGCCACGGUUCCGUGCACGGCUAUAGGUUCUGUUCCGUGUACGAUUAUACAAUGUUCCAGGGUGACAAUGAUAUGAUAGCGGUUCGGUCCGGUUGUGUGUACGAUCACGAUACGACAGGCCACGGUUCCGUGUACAAUUAUACAGUGUUCCACGGUCGUGUGUACGAUCACGAUGUUCUGUUCCGUGUACGAUUAUACGAUGUUCCAGUACGAUUAUACGGUGUUCCAGUUGUGUACGAUCACGAUGUUCUGUUCUGUGUACAAUUAUACGUGGCUCUAGUUAUCAGCUCACAGAUCACAAACUCUGUUCUAGUUGAAAUGACAAACAAUAUCGAACCCUCAAAAUUGGUCAGGUUGUUGAGCAGCGAUGGUUUCAGUCAAAGUAAGAUAGAACUUGAGAGCGGUAUAGGACAGUGGUAA